Cornus florida is the source of this 1830-nucleotide messenger RNA. RefSeq lists its product as uncharacterized. The record is from RefSeq and is a predicted model, not a curated record. The coding region runs from base 301 to 1758 and encodes 485 amino acids. The transcript has a single exon. Lineage: Eukaryota; Viridiplantae; Streptophyta; Magnoliopsida; Cornales; Cornaceae.
AAAUUGACGGUAUCAUAUUAAAUUCCAAUUUCACAAGCACUUAAAUAAAUGUUGUUUACCCUUCAAGACUUGCAGGUACGGAGUUAUUUUAUAAAAGCUUGACAGGCUAAUGGUGAAUUUUGCAGACAAUCUCUGUCCUGCAAAGCUUUGUAUUAAGAUGCAGUGAGACACAAGGGGUUAUUUACAUAUAUAACCUGUCAAAAAUUCAUACAACUCCUUGUAAAUGUGAUACCAUUUCAUUAGAUUUUGAUUCUGCAACCUAUAGUUUGUCUGAUUUAUUCUUUCCCUCACUGUCUAGUAAUGGACGCAGCAGCAGCAACAAGGAUCAGCAAUGUCUUUGCAUCUUCUAGAGCACAAAGAAAGAUGGAUGCGGCAAAUUUGACCAAACUGGCAUGGCCUUCCACCAGACCGGAGAAGCUCGCGCUCCAUGCGGGUAGCAGAGGUUUCUGCAGUAGCAUUUCAAUCCAACAAAGAGGUCUAACAACAAACUCUAGAAGCAGUAUACUCUUUCUCACUCGUUGCUCUACAAAGCCUGGAAUUGACAGUGACAGCGCAACGAAUACAAAUCCGGCCUUUGAACUGGAUUCAAACUCAACAGCCCAAAGACCUGCAACCUCUCUUCCAAAUCAAGCACUUUCUUCUAAAUUUUCUAGAGGUUUAGUGCUUGAUUUGGGUUCCAAAAAUUCAUGGGACGGUUCAGAAAUUGGUUCCCCAGUUGUGAAAAGGUACAUUGGUGAUGAUGAAGAGAGGUGGUACAUGUGGUACCAUGGAAGGUCUGAUAACAAUGCAUCUGAUUUGAUUGGGUUGGCAGUUUCAAGCAAUGGAAUCCAUUGGCAAAGAGGAGAUGGACAUGUUCAAUCGAGCAGAGAUGUGGGGUUGGUAAUGAAUUGCAGAGAGAAUUGGUGGGCUUUUGACACAGAGAGCAUCAGGCCCUCUGAGUUGGUGAUAAUGUCCAGCCCGAUGUACAGUUCUGUUUAUUGGCUUUAUUACACUGGAUUUAGUUCUGAAGAAGUGGAGUUGUUAGAAUCUACAAAAAUCAUAUUAGACAAACUAGAAUGGGGUUCUAAUGACGAGAAGAGAAAUGAAAAUUACAGUGCUGGCAAAAUAUUCAAGUCCCUGCCAGGCUUAGCUUGCAGUCAAGAUGGUAGGCACUGGGCCAGAAUUGAAGGGGAUCAUCACACUGGAGCUUUGUUCGAUGUCGGGUCAGGAAAGGAGUGGGAUUCUUUGUUUAUUGCAGCACCAAAGGUGAUUGUGCACAGCAGCGAUGAUCUCAGGAUGUAUUAUCAUUCAUUUGACGUCAAAAAUGGGCACUUCGCUAUUGGAGUUGCAAGAUCGAGAGAUGGAAUUAGAUGGGUGAAGAGUGGGAAGAUCCUGGGUAAAGGGACAAAAGGUUCUUUUGAUGAGUUCGGGGCCAUGAAUGCACAUGUUGUGAGAAAACAAAAAGAUGGCACGUAUUUGAUGGCAUAUGAAGGUGUUGCUGCAGAUGGAGGGAGGAGUAUCGGAUUAGCAGUAUCUCCAGAUGGGAUGAAGAACUGGGUGCGGCUUCAAGAUGAUGCUGUUCUCAAGCCAUCAGAAGAAGAUGGAUGGGAUAAUAAGGGAGUGGGAUCUCCAUGUCUGGUACAGAUGGAGGGUAAAAGUAGUGAAUGGAGACUAUACUACAAAGGCAUUGGGAAAAGCAGAAAAACUGGAAUUGGAAUGGCAGUUUCUGAAGGCAGUGAAAUUAGAAGCUUUAGAAGAUUGGAAGGAUUUAAUUUGUAAGAUACAUAGAAAGGCUUGUUAUGUAAAUAAUUUAAAGUAUUUCUUUUAAUCAAAUGUUUAUUAUUCCUAAGA